This is a messenger RNA of Leptosia nina, 348 nucleotides long. NCBI's taxonomy places the organism in Eukaryota, Metazoa, Arthropoda, Insecta, Lepidoptera, Pieridae. The record is from the annotation of a GenBank genome assembly.
AUGAGUGAUUAUGCAUUUUCUGAAAUUGAAUGCAAAAUCAUUAAAGCACAGAUUGAAAGACGAGCAAAAUAUAGACAGGAAUAUCUUAAAAUGAGAACUGAUCCUUGUAAACAUUCACAAGAAGCAGGACAUGUUUUUGAUCCUGCCUUGCAACGUUUCCUGUCUUAUAAAGCAUGUCAAACUGAAUACUUUGUACCAACUCCUGCAAAUGCCGUAAGGGCUAUAUUUACAGUGGUUCUACCUAUGCUUAGCUAUGGUUAUCUUAUAUAUACUCAACGUUCAAAGAAAGAAAACCAAAUUCGUACUGGAGAGUUAAGAUACCGGGACCGGAUGUUUAAAUUGGUGUAA